Messenger RNA from Staurois parvus, 639 nucleotides. Lineage: Eukaryota; Metazoa; Chordata; Amphibia; Anura; Ranidae. The record is from the annotation of a GenBank genome assembly.
CGCCGGGCCCCCAGACGGAGUGGCGGGCGCCAGGCCCCCAGGCGGAGCGGCGGGUGCCAAACCCCCAGGAGGGGCGGCGGGCACCGGGUCAUCAGGCACGACAGCGGGCAUCGGGUCACCAGGCAUCAGGUCAUUUGGCUCGCCAGCGGGCACCGCGUCAUCUGGCAAGGCAGUGGGCACCGAGUCACCAGGCACGACAGUGGGUUCCGAGUCAACUGGCAUGACCGCGGGCGGGGCACUGGGUCAGACAUUGGAUCGUCUGGCUCGACAGCGGGCAUCGGGUCAUUUGGCUCAACAGAGGGCACCGCGUCAUCUGGCAAGGCAUCAAUUGGCACGACAAAGGGCACCGGGUCAUCAGGUACCGGAUCGUCUGGCUCGACAGCAGGCACCGGGUCAUCUAGCACUGGAUCGUCUGGCUCGACAGCGGGCAUCGGGUCACCAGGCAUGACAGCGGGCACUGGGUCAUCAGGCAUUGGAUCGUCUGGCUCGACAGCGGGCAUCGGGUCACCAGGUACCGGAUCGUCUGGCUCGACAGCGGGCACUGGGUCAUCAGGCGCUGAAGUGCGGGUGCCGAGGCACCAGGCUGAACCACGGAAGGCAGGUUCUCAGAUAGCAGGCUCACCGGUUUGGAUACUGGCA